UAGAGUAUUUCUUUCGUCAUAAUCUAUCUCCAAACUACCAGCCUCCUCUUCCCUUGAACCAUCCACCGUUCCUCUGCCCAUGCUCCCCCUCAAGCACUUAUCACCCGCCAUUCUCCCUUCUCCUUCCACAAAAUUGACUGUUAGCUCUCUCUCUCUCUCUCUCUAACCAAAAUACACAGUAGCUAGCCAUGAACACUCUCCAUCACUACUCACUUUCUCUCACUCCUUUUCCAUGGACGAAGUCAUCCCUCUUUCACCCUCUCUUGACUCUCUCCUUAUAACCUCUCCCCUCCCGCCAUCCUCCUCCUCCUCCUCCUCAUCUCAUCAUGCCAAUCAAGAACCACCAUCGCCGCCUGGUACAUCCAUCUCGUACCGUGUCCGCGUUUUAGUGAACAAUUCGACCCCCUCCACCACGAGAUAUGACAUUUUCCCUUGCAUUGUCAUUCUCCUCACUUUCUGCUUCUUCGCUUCUCUGGUAUCAAUUGUUGGCAUCUUUGGCUCGGUUGAUCUUGUGUUGGGUCCUAAUUGCUCUAGGCUCGUGCAGGCCAAUACCUUCUUCGUGCAAGACGUAGAGGUGAAAACAGUUGGAGAGACUGGACAUGGUGUUGCUAUGCUCUAUGCAUUUCCCAAGCCUCCACCACUUGAUGUACAAACUACAUGGUCAGAAAACUAUGAUGUGUCUAUCCCCGCAAAUUUCCACAAGGAAUGGAUAUAUUAUCUCAAUGAUAAAGCACAAAUUAAUAUCUCUUACACUGUGAAAGCUAACACAUCUCAGCCUUUGAUCCUUGUUGUUGCCCAAGGUAGUGAAAGCCUAAAUCAAUGGCUCGAGGACCCAUCCCAUCCAAGUACCCAGCUAUCUUGGAAUCUAAUAACUGGAAAUGAUACGAUCCAGCUGAACGUUGAAAAGCCUUCUGAUUACUAUAUAGCUGUUGGCAAUCUCAACGAACAAGAAAUGGAGGUUCGCUUAGAUUUUAGAUUUCAGACUCUCUUGUACAAUACUACAGGAGCACAUUACAAGUGCUUUUUAGGCCACAGUUUAUGUGUUUCGAGGCUGUUCUUUCUGAGUGAGAGUGUUGCAAUCCUAACCACAUCUGGACCACAACAGGAUGCAAAGAACGAUGAAUGGUAUGUCAAACUAUCGUAUGGCCCACGGUGGACAUCCUACAUUAUCGGUUCAGGUGUGAUAACUACAGUGUUUCUGUUGACCCUCAAGAUCAUUUUACUUCUAUGCUCCUUGAACGGUGUUAGUCAACAGAAUACAAAUAUCACAACAGAAAGACGCCCCCUCUUACCAAAUAAGGACAAUGAUUCUUCAAGCUUGGGGUCAUCAUAUGAUUCUGUUUCCAAUGGUGACGAUGUUGAAGAACCUCUCACUGUUUCGUCGAAGUUGGUAAAUGAGGGAGAAGCUGAUGAAACCUGUCGACUUUGUGCAAUUUGUUGUGAUGCUCAGAGGGAUAGCUUCUUCCUGCCUUGUGGGCAUUGUGCAACAUGUUUCACUUGCGCAACAAGGAUAGCGGAUGAGGCGGGUGCUUGUCCCAUUUGCCGGAGGAGGAUGAAGAAAGUGAGGAAGAUAUUUACAGUCUGAGUGAUGCAGGUUUGAUAUCUAGUACAGGAUGCAGCAACACAGCAUCAAAGAUAGGAGAAGGUGAUUGCGCAGACGCCAGCGAUUGAGAUUUUCUUGUUAUGUGAAAUCUUAUGCACUUAGAAUUUAGCAGCCAACGGUAUAUACCUAUGUUGUUGCUUAUCUUGAAACUUGUAUUAAUAUAAAUUUAUUGGCAAAGAAGUGAAAAACAAGAAGAAGAGCAAGAAAGAAGGGGAUAA
Molecule: messenger RNA, 1821 nt
Organism: Asparagus officinalis (garden asparagus)
Lineage: Eukaryota; Viridiplantae; Streptophyta; Magnoliopsida; Asparagales; Asparagaceae
Exons: 10
Coding region: 233-1585 (450 amino acids)
Source: RefSeq, a predicted model, not a curated record